This is a messenger RNA of Trachemys scripta elegans, 3075 nucleotides long. RefSeq names its product zinc finger DHHC-type palmitoyltransferase 16 (gene ZDHHC16). The record is from RefSeq and is a predicted model, not a curated record. Bases 1572 to 2699 code for a protein of 375 amino acids. Gene Ontology annotation, cellular component: Golgi apparatus. The transcript has 10 exons. Gene Ontology annotation, biological process: protein palmitoylation. Gene Ontology annotation, molecular function: palmitoyltransferase activity. Lineage: Eukaryota; Metazoa; Chordata; Testudines; Emydidae.
GCCUGGUGUGGGACCCCCCCCCGCACUUUCCCUGGGCCUGCUGCCCUGGUGGUUGGGCACGUAGGGGAUGGGCCCCGGCCCAGGGCAGAGGCGAGGACCAGCCUGUCUCUCCCAUAUGCUGGGCAGAUCCCCCUGCCUGUGGGAGUCCCCCUGUUCCAAGCCUCUGUCUACCGGGGGCGAAGACGGGCACCGAAAUACCCUUAGCCUGUGCCCCGUGGCCUGGAGGAGAUGCCAGCUCAGCGGGCAGGGUGUGCCGCGUGCACUCCUGGCUGCCCCCAUCUGCUUCUCAGUUCAUGCACUUUAAUUCACCACAGUAUUUCCCUAAAUAAACCGCCCCCGUUUUUAGUGGGACAUACUCAAAAGACCCCUGCGGGCUGUGCAGGGCUAAGUCAUGAACAUGCUGUGGUACCCUUCACCUGUCAGAGCUUUUCCCAGGUAGAACAUUCUGCAGAGCUGAACAUCACAGCCAAGAGAUUGCGGCGGGAGAACCCCCAGCCCCAUAUCAGAGCACGGGGGAUGAAUGGGGGGGAGCCCAGAGAAGGGCAACAAGAAGGAUGGGGGGACUGGAGGAAUCGAGGAUGAAAUGGGCACAGAGUGGGGGAGGCUAAGUGCUGGCAGAGACAGGAGACGGGUCUGAGAGAGGCUGGGCCGAGGCGCUGCUCAGCAUGAUUCCUCCCCAGAGACGGGCGCUAGCUAGGCUGGGAGACAGGCUCCAGGGCCCCAGCUCGUGCGGCCCCGUCCUGGCAGCCCCAGUGUGCUGCAGCCUGCUCUGUGCCUGAGCCCCGGGCACGGGGUCCUGGGGCAGCCUCUCCUAGUCAGUGCUGGAGGUGCUGUGGCAUGCCCCAAGGAGGUGAAUCUGUUUGCUCUGGUGUGGGACUGGCUCAGGUUCCCAGCUGACUCUCCAGGCCAGAGCACCCCAGCCUGGCAGGGCCCCACCCCAUUCACCCCACGCCCAAUGCCAGCUGCACCCACUGGCCAGCUCGUCCGGGGGCCUCCGCCCAGGGUCUGUGCAAUGGGAACUCAAUCCAGCCUUGUCUCCCAGACUUGCCCGAGAUGAAUUGGACUGAGGGGGGUGGAUAACUUGUGGGGCUCACCCAGACGGGGGCUGUGAGCAUUUGGGCGAGAGGGAAAUAGCCCCCAGUGCUAGAUUCAGGCCCAGGAGGGAGGCUGCCGUCUCUGCUGGGGUGGGAGAUGGCAGUGUGGGUUUUUAACCCCUCUGGGGUCCCCGGUUCCAGGCGGGGCUCUCUGGAGGAGCUGGCAGGGUCUGAACUCGCAGCCUGGAGCCAGCCCAGCAGUGCUGCCCUCAGCGCCAUCUCUGGUUUCUUCUGCGUCUGGAGUGGGAAAGGCGAGCUGGGGCCAGUGAACACCUGAGCCGGGAUGGGGGGCGGGGAGCUGCAGGAGUUACCCAGGAGCUGGGCUCAUUCCCCUUGCCGGGCUCUGCUUCCCCCACCCGGGGGCUGGGCUGGACAUGCCAGCGAGCGCUGCCAGCAGGGCGAAAGUAGGAACGUCCCUGGCGCUCCCUGCGAGGGCUCUGAGCCGGGCUCUGCUCCCGCAGGCUGUGUGUGGCAGGGAUGAGGAGCCGCCAGCGGGCGUUCGCAGCGGUGAUGCGGCUCUGUGUGAAGUGCCUGCGUGUGGGCCGGCGGCGCAGGUUCAGGCUGGCCUGGCGGGCACAGCAGCUGUGGCGCUACGGGCACCUCUGCCUGCGCUCCCUGCUCUACAACUCCUUCACCAACAGCGACGUGCUGCUGGACUCCCUCUUCGAGCCCAUCUACUGGCUGGUGGAUCACGUCACUCGCUGGUUCGGUGUGGUGUUCGUGGCGCUGGUGAUCGUGCUGACAAGCUCCAUCGUGGCCAUUGUCUACAUCUGCCUGCUGCCCCUCAUCCUGCAGACCUACCCGCCCGGCUGGGUCUGCUGGCACCUCGCCUACGGCCACUGGAACCUACUCAUGAUCCUCUUCCACUACUCCAUGGCCAUCACCACCCCGCCAGGGAACCCCCCGCAGGCCAAGAGCAAUACCGUGGCUGUCUCCAUCUGCAGGAAAUGCAUCUCCCCCAAGCCUGCCCGCACGCACCACUGCAGCAUCUGCAACAGGUGUGUGCUGAAGAUGGACCAUCACUGCCCGUGGCUGAAUAACUGCGUGGGACACUACAACCAUCGCUACUUCUUCUCCUUCUGCCUCUUCAUGACCAUGGGCUGCAUCUACUGCGGCAUCAGCAGCUGGGACAUGUUCCGCGAGGCCUAUGCUGCCAUUGAGAGAAUGAAAAUGCUUGAGAAGGAGAGACUGCAGGUGGCUGCCAACCAGACGUACUACCAGACGCCGCCCCCCGCCUUCUCCUUCCGCCAGCGGGCCUUCCACAAGAGCAUAGUCUACCUCUGGGUCCUGUGCAGCUCAGUAGCACUGGCCCUGGGGGCCCUCACGCUGUGGCACGCUGCCCUCAUCACCCGAGGGGAGACCAGCAUCGAGAGACACAUCAACAAGAAGGAGCGGCAGAGGCUGCAGAAGAAAGGCAGAGUGUUCAGGAACCCCUACAGCUACGGCGCCUGCAACAACUGGAAGGUGUUCCUGGGAGUGGAGACGCGCAGACACUGGCUCACCCGUGUCCUGCUGCCAUCUACACACCUGCCCCAUGGAACUGGCCUGAGCUGGGACCGUCCUCCCUGUGUGACAGAGCCGCGCACACCUCUCCUGGCCAUCUAACGGGCGUGGGACCCGCCCCUCAGCACCAGCCCUCAGAGCCUGGACCCACUCCAGCCUGGCACUAGCAGAUCCUCCUCAGGGGUGUCCAGCGUGAGGGAAGCACCAGUCGGCUGCCUGGAGCCUCCCAGCUCCGCUCACCAGACCCCUCCAGCAAGCCCCAGCGUGGCUGCAGGCAGCCCGCGGCACUGGGGCGCUUUGCCUGGGGGGGGACAUGCUGCAGUCCGGAGACACAGGGACAGGCCGGCAGCAUGUGCAGGGAAGGGAGCGGCUCUCUGCGGGAUAGCAGAGACUCCCCAGCAGGCAUGCGGGGCAGGGGGCCCCUCCCCUCCCGCACAGGGGAUUUUAAAUGCCAGAAAUAAAAACGUUUUUUCACUAA